Molecule: messenger RNA, 1907 nt
Organism: Phymastichus coffea
Lineage: Eukaryota; Metazoa; Arthropoda; Insecta; Hymenoptera; Eulophidae
Gene: Eno
Product: enolase
Exons: 7
Coding region: 171-1475 (434 amino acids)
Biological process (GO): glycolytic process
Cellular component (GO): phosphopyruvate hydratase complex
Molecular function (GO): phosphopyruvate hydratase activity; magnesium ion binding
Source: RefSeq, a predicted model, not a curated record
AGAUUAGUUACCUAUAGUAGUGCGCUCGUGGGUGCGCUCGAGUCGAUAGAACUCGCUAGUCGCUUACGUCGUUAACGGAAUUCGUUAGCACACUCCUUGCAGUUCACAGCCGGCUUUCCGUGAGUUCGUUGAGGACUUUAACGUUAACCUUCAGGCGGAAUAUACACAAUAUGCCCAUUCAAAGUAUCAAAGCUCGUCAGAUCUACGACUCACGUGGUAACCCCACUGUCGAGGUUGAUCUGGUUACUGAGCAUGGACUUUUCCGUGCCGCCGUGCCCUCAGGAGCAUCCACUGGAGUACACGAGGCUUUGGAACUAAGAGACAAUGACAAGUCUCAGUACCAUGGCAAGUCAGUCUUUAAGGCAGUUGAUAACAUCAACAAAAUCAUUGCUCCUGAACUCAUCAAGUCUGGUCUUGAUGUUACUGCCCAAACUGAUGUUGAUAACUUAAUGUUGAAACUUGAUGGUACUCCAAACAAAUCUAAACUUGGAGCUAAUGCCAUUUUAGGAGUAUCUUUAGCAAUUUGCAAAGCUGGAGCUGCAAAGAAAGGCCAACCACUUUACAAGUAUAUUGCUGAAUUGGCUGGAAACUCUAAUAUCGUGUUGCCAACUCCAGCUUUUAAUGUUAUCAAUGGCGGCUCUCAUGCUGGCAACAAGCUUGCCAUGCAAGAGUUCAUGAUCCUGCCAACUGGUGCUAAGGACUUUACGGAAGCCAUGAAAAUGGGCAGUGAAGUGUACCACCAUUUGAAGAAUGGUAUCAAAAAGAAGUUUGGUCUUGAUGCUACUGCUGUUGGUGAUGAGGGUGGUUUUGCUCCCAACAUUCUUGAAAACAAAGAAGCUCUCAAUCUUAUCAUUGAUGCCAUCAAAACUGCUGGUUAUGAGGGCAAAAUUAAGAUUGGUAUGGAUGUAGCCGCCUCUGAAUUCCAUAAAGACGGCAAAUACGAUUUGGACUUCAAGAACCCUAAGUCUGACCCAAGCACUUACCUGGAGCCUGCUAAACUGCAGGAACUUUACUUGGGUUGGGUAAAAGAGUUUCCUAUCGUUUCGAUCGAGGAUCCCUUUGACCAAGACGGAUGGGAUUCGUGGACUUCUAUCACUGCUGCCACUCCAAUUCAAAUUGUUGGUGACGAUCUCACAGUAACCAACCCGGAAAGAAUUAAGACCGCCAUUGAGAAGAAAGCUUGCAAUUGCUUGCUUUUGAAGGUCAACCAAAUCGGUAGUGUGACCGAAUCAAUUAACGCUCAUAAAUUGGCGAAGAGUGCUGGCUGGGGCACUAUGGUCUCUCAUCGUUCCGGUGAGACUGAGGACACAUUCAUUGCCGACUUGGUCGUUGGUUUAUCUACUGGUCAAAUAAAAACUGGUGCACCUUGCCGCUCCGAGCGUCUGGCAAAGUACAAUCAAAUCCUUCGUAUCGAAGAAGAACUGGGAGCUGCUGCUAAAUUCGCUGGUGAAAAGUUCCGAAACCCUCACGCUUAAAGAUUUUGGAUCGAAGUUAAUGAAACUGGAUGUAACAAGAUUGAUUGUCCUGGCCUUUGUUGUCAAUAUUAUUUAUAAAUUGAUAGCUGUAUUAUUAAUUAUUUACAUUUUACAAAUGUUUAUAAUUUCAAUUAAUCUCCACGCAAUUUCAAAGAUGUAGAAAGUCCUGCGUUUACAACUUGCAAACUGUAAUUCGUGUAUCGUUAGAUUUGUCGCAACGAUUAAUGUUAUUUAUCGUGAAUUUGUAAAUUCAUCGGAAUUGGACAUAAUUAAAGAGAAACUUCAAUAUUGAAGAAUUUAUUCUUAGACGAGCGACGUAAUAAAAGGAUAAAAUUAUUGGAUUUUGAUGCAUGAUUGGUACUUGAAAAAAUCCCGCCUUUUAUUUUGUUGGGAAAUAUUUAAUGUCAAUAAAACAAUAAAUUACACCCUAAA